Molecule: messenger RNA, 971 nt
Organism: Photinus pyralis (common eastern firefly)
Lineage: Eukaryota; Metazoa; Arthropoda; Insecta; Coleoptera; Lampyridae
Exons: 2
Coding region: 1-708 (235 amino acids)
Source: RefSeq, a predicted model, not a curated record
AUGUCGUGGUCGAGUGAUCAGAUAUCAUGUUUGAGUGAAGAAUAUAGGAAGUAUCCAGUUCUUUACUUUGUUAAACAUAAAGAUUAUCAUAACAAAGCAUUGCGAAAUGGUCCUCUACAAACAAUUGCUGCAGCUUUACAAAAACUGCGGCCCAAUGUGACAGAGGCAGAUUUGCAAAAGAAAUUUUUGGGAUUACGUACCACUUACAGCAAUGAACGUAGAAAGGUUUUGGCUUCAUUACGUAGUGGAAUGGAUAGUGAUUCAGUGUAUCAACCUAGUCUGUGGUAUUAUGCGAAAAUGGAAUUUUUGAAUAAUCAUUUGGCAAUACGAACAUCCGUUUCGAAUUUAGAUGCAUUAGUCUCCAACACUGAAGAAUAUGUAGUGGAAGAUAAUGUACUAUCACCUGUAUCUGAUACUGGGACAAUAACGCCUCGUGACGAAACUCCUGCUUUGUCAAGAUCGGGCACUCCGAUUGCGAGAAAAAGGAAGGCAACCAAAAAAGAUAAUGACAAUGAACUACUUUCACAGAUGACGAAGCAUCUUGGAAGUGUUGUCAGUACAUUAAAUAAUCCUAAAGAAACAAGUAAUGAUGAUGAUAUAUUUGCAAGUUUUAUUUCAUCACAACUUAAAAUGAUAUCAGAUCAACGAGUAAAAGCAAAUGUUAAAUACGAAAUUCAUGGCAUUUUGCAUAAAGCCAUGAACAAUUGAAUGUAAUAAAAGUAAUUUGUUCAAACAAUGCCUACUGCUCUAUCUUGCCAUUCCACUCUACCCACUGAAUUAAAGUAUUCACAAAAUUUGUCUCUAAUGUUAAUAGCUUCACGGCUGCUAUGACUUCCACCUUGUGAUGCAAUACUUUCCAGAUGACAUUCUUCUUCAGUUCGUGUAUAAAAUGGAUUGUUUGAUGCUAGGUGGUUGUGUAAUAUACAACACGUUAAUGUGAUCAUUUCAGCUUUUUCAGGGCUUAGGUUUAU